Messenger RNA from Cercocebus atys (sooty mangabey), 1182 nucleotides. Its product is annotated as mas-related G-protein coupled receptor member X1. Gene Ontology annotation, biological process: G protein-coupled receptor signaling pathway. The record is from RefSeq and is a predicted model, not a curated record. Gene Ontology annotation, cellular component: membrane. The transcript has a single exon. Lineage: Eukaryota; Metazoa; Chordata; Mammalia; Primates; Cercopithecidae. Bases 211 to 1179 code for a protein of 322 amino acids. Gene Ontology annotation, molecular function: G protein-coupled receptor activity.
GCUUCAGAGUCAACAAGAACUGUAUUUCAAACUGGAUUUGAGGACCCCCACCUUUUGAUAGGUGACUUACUCUCUGCAAGUCUCUGAUCUCUCCUCUUUAAGUAAGGAAGAAAUCCCACAUGGCAGGGUGGUGGGGAGAAUCAGAGAUCAUACAGCUGAUGAUCACAUCUGGUUUCUGUUUCCAGGGUCACCAAACUAGGGUUUCUGAGCAUGGAUCCAACUAUCCCAGCCUUGGACACAAAACUGACACCAAUCAACCGAACUCAGGCGACUCCUUGCUACAAGCAGACCUUGAGCUUCAUGGGGCUGACGUGCAUCAUUUCCCUUGUCGGACUGACAGGAAACGCGGUUGUGCUCUGGCUCCUGGGCUUCCGCAUGCACAAGAACGCCUUCUCCAUCUACAUCCUCAACCUGUCCAUGGCCGACUUCCUCUUCCUCAGUGGCCGCUUUAUAUAUUCCCUGUUAAGCUUCAUCAGUGUGCCCCAAACCAUCUCUAAAAUCCUCUAUCCUGUGAUGAUGUUUUCCUACUUUGCAGGCCUGAGCUUUCUGAGCGCCAUGAGCACCGAGCGCUGCCUGUCCGUCCUGUGGCCCAUGUGGUACCGCUGCCGCCGCCCCACACACCUGUCAGUGGUCCUGUGUGUCCUGCUCUGGGUCCUGUCCCUGCUGCGGAGCAUCCUGGAGUGGAUGUUCUGUGGCCUCCUGUUUAGUGGUGUGGAUCCUGUUUUGUGUCAAACAUCGGAUUUCAUCACAGUCGCGUGGCUGAUUUUUUUAUGUGUGGUUCUCUGUGGGUCCAGCCUGGUCCUGCUGGUCAGGAUUCUCUGUGGAUCCCGGAAGAUGCCGCUGACCAGGCUGUACGUGACCAUCCUGCUCACAGUGCUGGUCUUCCUCCUCUGCGGCCUGCCCUUCGGCGUUCAGUUUUUCCUAUUUUUAUGGAUCCACGUGGAUCGGAAAGUCUUAUAUUGUCAUGUUCAUCUAGUUUCUAUGUUCCUGGCCACUCUUAACAGCAGUGCCAAUCCCAUCAUUUACUUCUUCGUAGGCUCCUUUAGGCAGCGUCAAAAUAGGCAGAACCUGAGGCUGGUUCUCCAGAGGGCUCUGCAGGACACACCUGAGGUGGAUGAAGGUGGAGGGCGGCUGCCCGAGGAAACACUGGAGCUGUCCGGAAGCAGAUCGGAGCAGUGAGGA